Molecule: messenger RNA, 360 nt
Organism: Menidia menidia (Atlantic silverside)
Lineage: Eukaryota; Metazoa; Chordata; Actinopteri; Atheriniformes; Atherinopsidae
Source: the annotation of a GenBank genome assembly
UUGACACGGCCUCUGUUCCCAGCAGAAGACGUGGAGAACUUCGAGGUGGCGGCGUUGCCCCUGGAGACGCAGAGGAACAUCGAGGCCGACAGCUUCUGGUGCAUGAGCAAACUGCUGGACGGCAUCCAGGACAACUACACCUUCGCCCAGCCGGGCAUCCAGAACAAGGUGAAGGCUUUGGAGGAGCUGGUCAGCAGAAUAGACGUGGACAUCCACAAUCAUUUCAAAAGGUACGAGGUGGAGUACCUGCAGUUCGCCUUCCGGUGGAUGAACAACCUGCUGAUGAGAGAGCUGCCGCUGCGCUGCACCAUCCGCCUCUGGGACACCUACCAGGCCAGCAGUGUAGGUGUACUUCACUGA